Gastrolobium bilobum is the source of this 1038-nucleotide messenger RNA. Its product is annotated as nucleoside diphosphate kinase 2, chloroplastic. Lineage: Eukaryota; Viridiplantae; Streptophyta; Magnoliopsida; Fabales; Fabaceae. The transcript has 7 exons. The record is from RefSeq and is a predicted model, not a curated record. The coding region runs from base 63 to 806 and encodes 247 amino acids. Gene Ontology annotation, molecular function: nucleoside diphosphate kinase activity. Gene Ontology annotation, biological process: UTP biosynthetic process; GTP biosynthetic process; CTP biosynthetic process.
AUUUUCUUUCUUACCCGAAUUUUACUAAUUGACUUGCACAGCCGCAGACAGAGGAAGGAGAGAUGGAAGCCCUUGCAGUGUUUGGUGGAAGCAGUGGUUUUGUCACUGUCAGUGUCACACCCUCUCUUGUACGCUCACCAAAACCAACCAAAAGGACUAUCACCUCAUCCUCCAUACCCAACCGGCCACUAUUACGCGCCACCCAUCACCAACACUUAGCAGCAUUUCCUUCAAAAUUCCAUCUUUUCUCACAUCACCAACUUUCUACUUCUCCUCCCUAUGCUAAAACCCUCAGCACCAAAAGCACCACAAACCCUGGCAUUUUCCUUCCUCACUUAAUUGCUUCUCUGCAACAAGUUGACCAAACUUACAUAAUGGUGAAGCCUGAUGGUGUGCAACGUGGCCUCGUGGGAGAAAUUAUUUCUAGGUUUGAGAAGAAGGGGUUUAAGUUAACAGGCUUGAAGCUCUUCCAGUGCUCAAAAGAAUUAGCUGAGGAGCAUUACAAGGACCUAAAAGAAAAGUCAUUCUUCCCUAAGCUGAUUGACUAUAUUACUUCAGGACCCGUUGUGUGUAUGGCAUGGGAGGGUGUUGGGAUAGUGCCAUCAGCACGUAAGCUUAUAGGGGCUACAGAUCCUCUUCAAGCUGAACCGGGCACAAUAAGAGGAGACCUUGCUGUUCAAACAGGAAGGAAUAUUGUUCAUGGUAGUGACAGCCCCGAGAAUGGCAAGCGUGAAGUAGCUCUAUGGUUCAAGGAAGGCGAAUUAUGCGAAUGGACUCCUGUCCAAGCACCAUGGCUAAGAGAAUAAUACAUCACAGAUGCCCGAUUACAAUGAUACAUGCAGUUUCUAAGUUCAAUAAUUUGAUCAAUUGUUUUCAGUUGUCAAUGUAGCACUGCAUUUUGAGAAGUUUUGCUUGAUUUAGAUUCAUGUCAAAACCAAUUUCUUUUUCCAUCAUAUCAAAAUUGAAAGGGGCAUGCUGUGUUACCUGAAGUGCCACUGCAACAGACACUAGAAACCAAAGAGUUGCAAUUAAAGAAAA